CAACGACGCAAGGGGGUUUGGAGGGAUGCGGAUCUGCUUUCUGCCCGCGGGAUGCGAACUGGCCGAGCUGCGCGCGCAGAAGUAUGCGCGCCGCACACGCCACGAAGCGGGAUGGUAGAGGAGGAGGAGGAGGAGGAGGAGGAGCAGAAGGAGCAGGAGGAGCAGGAGGAGGGAACUCUCGACCCGCCAGCGCUGCGAGGACACCCUGCGAGCCGGCCCCGCCGCGCGCGCCGCAGGUGCGCAGGCGCAGCCCGCCGCGACCGCCGCCGAGGCGGCGCCCGGGGUCCGCGGCCCGCCACGCCGACGCUCGGCGGGGAUCGCCGCGGCCCGGGCCGCCUCGCCGCUGCGGGGGCCUCCCUUUUGGUGGCCGCGCGCGUGGCCGGUCCUGCUCGGGGGCCUCAGAGGCGGCGUGGUGACCGAUUGGUGCGUCGGGAGGCAGCUCCAGGCAUGCUCGCGUCGUGAAGGACUCAGGGCGGGGGGGGGUCCGCCGAGUUCGGCCUCGGGGGGCCCUCGCUGGGCCUAGGGGCCGUCAGAAGACGGGGUCAAGAACCGGCCCAGGGAAAGGGUCGGGACCUGCGGGAACCGCAGAUUGAAAGAAUCAGAACAUC
This is a messenger RNA of Prorocentrum cordatum, 608 nucleotides long. Lineage: Eukaryota; Dinophyceae; Prorocentrales; Prorocentraceae. The record is from the annotation of a GenBank genome assembly.